CACUGACAAUAACUAAGAAAGCAAAUUCCACUUGCCACUGACCUCAUCAAGGAAUAACGUAUGGUUUGAUUUAAAAAAAAAAAAACAACAAGAGAUUGCCCUUUGAUUUUGAUUCUUUUCUUCUUGUUCCUUGUGCUGCUCCGUCUUGUGGUUCACAUGGGGACGGGUCACACUAUAAUCUGUCCUUUUGGAGGAUAUAUUCGCCCAACUGUCUCAACCUCACCUCACUUUUCCUCCUGCUUAUAAGGAGCUCCUUUCAUGAUAUCCCUCCCAUACCACUCCCUUAACUUCAAACAAAAUCUUCUUUUAAGAGUCCCUUCCAUCACCUUGCUUUCACAUUCAGGCACCUGCAUACUUCUUUUACCUUUUCAGCCCUAUAAUUCUCUCACUUAAGAUUUUCACCAAUGGCAUCUAAUUCUCUCACUUCCUCACGUACCUCUGGCUCCUCCUGGACGGCAAAGCAAAACAAACUGUUCGAGAAGGCUCUGGCUAAAUAUGACAAAGACACUCCUGACCGCUGGCAUAACAUUGCCAAGGCUGUGGGUGGAAAGUCAGUUGAGGAAGUCAAGCUGCACUAUGAGAUCCUAGUCAGGGAUCUCAAAGACAUUGAGUCUGGCCGCUACCCUUAUCCAUAUCCAACCAACUAAAGCGCUGUUAGCUGAAGACUAUGAAUAUAUAUAUGCAUCUAGAGACCUCAGUUGCUGAGAGACUAGCCUAGUUCCCCACCUAAAGAAAUCCAUACAAAACUAAUUAUCCCAUUGGUGUAAUACUAAAUGCUGUUACUACUAUUUACCUUUUUUUUUUCUUUGUUAUUAUCAUCUAUUUGUAUUUUCCUUUGGCCUUUAUCUAGCUAAAGUAAAUGCUAUAUUUUGGUAACAGAUUUCAAA
Messenger RNA from Gossypium arboreum, 887 nucleotides. Its product is annotated as protein RADIALIS-like 3. The coding region runs from base 405 to 647 and encodes 80 amino acids. The record is from RefSeq and is a predicted model, not a curated record. The transcript is spliced from 2 exons. Gene Ontology annotation, molecular function: DNA-binding transcription factor activity. NCBI's taxonomy places the organism in Eukaryota, Viridiplantae, Streptophyta, Magnoliopsida, Malvales, Malvaceae.